Messenger RNA from Naegleria gruberi, 2598 nucleotides. RefSeq lists its product as uncharacterized. The record is from RefSeq and is a predicted model, not a curated record. The coding region runs from base 1 to 2598 and encodes 865 amino acids. Lineage: Eukaryota; Heterolobosea; Eutetramitea; Acrasida; Naegleriidae. The transcript has 4 exons.
AUGCAAUCCAUCAGUCCGACCACGGUUACUUCUCCCACUUCAACAGUGAGGAUAAUUGGAAAUGUGAGUGAGUUGGAUGAGGAUUCAAUAGGUGAAAAUAGGAGGAGUGAAUUGGAGAGGAGGUCAAUUUUGUCAUCACAAAAAAAGAAAAGAAGAGGAUCUGCGAGUGCUACAAAUAAGCAAGUGAAUGUUAAGGCGAGUGCUGAUGAAAGUUUGGAAUUAUUUGUAAAGAAUAGUAAAAAAUAUUUGAAAAAUGAUGACCAUUCGUUGCCUAUUAAUUUUAGGGAAGUUGACAGGCAGUGGAGAGGAGUAGAGGAGAAGCAUCAAUCCAUUUCUAAAAAGUAUGAAGUUGAUGGAGUUUCUACUACUCUUAAAGCUAUUAAGGAGCAUUUGGAUAGUGAAAAUCAAGGAGAGGUGACAAAAUCCUCAAUACCCUUAAGGGUGAGACACAGAUUUUGGAAAGAUUUGAGUCAUUUGGAUGAUUGUAACACUAGAUUCGUCCUGAUUGAGAAAAAUCUUGUCAGGGCUGAAAAACAAAAGAAGGAUUUGAGGAAAGAGGAGGAGCAACAAAUUGCUGUUGGUUACAGAUUCAGAAUGUUUGGAAAGGCUAAGUUGUACAAACCUAAAAUUACAUCUGGAGCUGGUCUGUUAUUGCCUUCCCCUGUUGCAGCUCUGAGAGGUGUAAAAAAGACACCAGAAAAAUCGACUCGUACAAUUCCAGUUCUAGAAAUGUCAGAGUCAGUAAUUGAUCUUCCCUAUGAUUUAUCAUUGGGAGAAUAUCUUGCCUAUGUGAGGGAGAAAAAAAACGAAGAGUUGGCAGCUCUCUCCUCUGACCCUCCAAGUACUGAUAGAUCAGAAGUUGCCUCUCCAAAGACACCUGUUCAAGAUCCUGGCAGUGCAACAGGGACUCCAAGAAGCAAACUUACGAAAAGAAAGACAGAGCCAAAAAUUAUUGAGAAGCCCGACAUGUGCUCAAAACAACCAAGCUUAUUUGAUCAAGUUGUAAAUAUAGAUAUCAAAACGAGAGAACAAAUCGAGAAGGAGGUCUCCAAAAAACAUAAGGAAAACAUGAGACGAUAUGGUCACAAUGGCCAUUCUCAAACACAUGAUAUGUCACUCUCUCAAAUACCCUCCGUAUUUCAGAGUUUAUCAUCCAUGAAUAAUAGACUGAAUACUAAUAGUAGAGAGUUUCCUCCUCUAUCCAUAACUCCUGAUGAAGAUAUGCUAAAAAGGAAAAGAAGUGAAUUGGGUUUUCUGAAAAACACUAACAUUUCUCAACUCGAUCCACACCACCCACUAUUCUAUGUAUUUAGAAUGAGGCUUGUAAAUUAUUCCACAUCAGAAUAUAAAUUAUUGAAAUCUAGGUUUAACAUUAGUAUUUCCCAACUCCGUUCCCCUCACUAUAUCCACAUUGAUACUUUCAAUUCUAAUUUAUUUGUAACAUUAUAUAAUCAACCAGUUAAUGAGCUAGGCUAUAUUGUUCCAGAAUACCAUUCUGACGAUUGUAUUUUUGCGUGCGUAGAAUGUUUACCAUGGCUAAACGAAAGCACUGUUAAAUCAGUUCUCAAUCAGCAUUUGAGAAUAACUAUACAUGAUUGCCAGGACCUUUCAUUUCCUGUUUUUGAUUUUAUUGUUUCAUUUUCAGAGAAUGAAAGAUUAUUCAUUGUUUCACACCAUCUGACUGAUGCUCCCCAUGCUCAUCAACCCUCAGAAAAUAAUCAAAUGUAUUCCGAAAGGGAAGCAAAAUACGAAUUUCUGAAAAAACCCAAAUUUCAACCAAAGCAAGAUAUGGCUGAGCACUUGCAAUAUCAUGAUCAACCUCGCCAAUUCUUGUUUGUUACCUUUGGAGAUAAGGAUUCGCCCUCAUCCAACAGAUUUGAUCUGAAAUACACACCAACCAUUAAUCUUGUGCCCUAUUCAAGAAAGUCAUAUUUAUCCAACAGAAUUGUUUCUCCUACUAGAUCGAUUUUCAGAUCACCUGAGAAGAAGAAGGAAAUUGUAGCAGAUAUAAGUUUCGAUGAUACAGAGUUGAUGAAUUUGGAAAGCUCUCCAAUACCUUACAAAGAUGUUCAGGAAGAGACACUUUCAAGUGUUGCCACGGAAAUGGACAAUCACAUCAAGUUACCAAAAUCCAGAGACACCAAGAGAUAUUAUGAUUUUUCAAAAUCAAAGAAGGCAAUUCCAUAUGUGUCAUCUUACAAACCCUCUGAUGCUGAGCUAGUUGCCCCUGACAAUCCCUCAAUCAAGACUGCAAAUGUUCCAACAAUGUUUUACUCACAUGAAACAAACAAAACAGUCAUGCUGACAAGUGGUAAAGAUAAGAAUGUAAAGGUUAUUCUUCCUGCAAAACGAAUCCCUCAUAAUGCCUUACCAGUUGUUGAUGCGAGAGCACCACUUCCAAAGCCAAUUCGAUUUGGAGCAUUGGAUAAUACUCAAAAGAUUUUAAGGGAACAACGAUUGAUUUUUAAGGAACAACAAAAAUGUGGUGCUUUGGGAAUGAUUGAUUUUAACAAUUUUGACGAGAUUAGAAAGGGGGCCCCUAGUACAGAUUUGGUUUUGGUGGGAGACAAAAAGUUGUCUGUUGCACUGGAACAUUAA